Armigeres subalbatus is the source of this 666-nucleotide messenger RNA. RefSeq lists its product as uncharacterized. The record is from RefSeq and is a predicted model, not a curated record. The coding region runs from base 1 to 666 and encodes 221 amino acids. NCBI's taxonomy places the organism in Eukaryota, Metazoa, Arthropoda, Insecta, Diptera, Culicidae. The transcript has a single exon.
AUGACAGACAAAAUGAAUGUUGACUUGACAGACGAGACUGACACAGGCAAUACUAACAACAACGGACAAGACAAAAGGAAAAAUCAAAAGAAAGAGGUAAACACGAACAAAAAUUCAACAAGGAAUGACUGGACCAAAAUACGACACACAGCUUUCUACAUCACAAGGGAAAGCCAAGAUGUCAAACCGGUUCAUACAAUGGAAAUCGCAAAAAUAUUACACAACAUCGGCAUCAAAAACUAUAAAGAACUGAAAUUUGCUGGACAAGGACGGUACCGAAUCACAUUCAAUCGACCGAGAGAGGCAGAAGACUUGCUUAAUUCCAAGCUUCUGUCGGAGGAGUUUAAAUACAAGGUGUAUGUACCCAACAUGCUGAAGGAAUCGAUAGGGAUUAUUAGGAAUGUCCCCCCAUCGCUCACCGAAACCGAGAUUCUAAACAACAUCCAAACAGGAGGAAAGAAGAAGAUCAUCAAAGUGGAACGGAUCAACAGGAUGAAGGACCAAAUCCUAAUACCAACAUACACAGUGAAAGUCUACGUAACAGGACAGGAACUUCCAGAAAACGUCUCGAUCUAUGGUGUUCCAGCGAUUGUUGAAGCGUACAUCUUUCCCAUUAAGAUGUGCAACAAAUGUUGGAGGUAUGGACACAGACAAAGUAAAAAGUAG